This is a messenger RNA of Symbiodinium sp. CCMP2456, 222 nucleotides long. The record is from the annotation of a GenBank genome assembly. Lineage: Eukaryota; Dinophyceae; Suessiales; Symbiodiniaceae.
GAGCAGCAGACAGCCCUCUAUCUGGCAUCCACCGAAGGCCACCUUGAGAUCGUGCGCCUGCUCUUGGAAGCAAAUGCAGAUCACGGGAUCUUAAGUGGAUCCCAUGAGCGGACGGCGCUUUACCAGGCGUCUUGGCACGGGCACCUCGAGGUUGCUCGUGCUCUUCUGGACUUUGGUGCCGCUGUGAACCAGAAAGAUGGGUGCUGCCACACUGCUCUUCAG